CAUUCAUGUGUCCUGUUUAAUUAUUUUCUUCUUCAAUAGUGUAUCGUAUUCUUGCUAUUUUGUUACUUAAUUCCUCUAGAACUCAGAAAUUAUUAUGUCCGUCAAUAGGGCAAACUCGAUCUCAAUGGACCAUUUGCUUAAUCUUCCUUCCACUUUCAGCAAGCCUAAGAAGAGUGAUUCCCAUGUUUCAAUUACUAUUCCUCAAGAAAACAAUGGUUUUAGAAUCAAUCAAACGAUUCUCACUAACGUUGUGGCGAAGAAAGAUCUUCAAACACUUCAGAAACUUGGGGGUGUUGAUGGGGUGGCUUAUUGUCUGGAAACCAACCUGGACAGCGGGAUUAAUGGUAGUGCUGAGGACAUUACUCGCCGACGUGUGGCGUUUGGUUCCAACAUGCAUGGUAAGAAACAGCUCGUUAAAAGCUUUUCCUACUUCGUGGGGAAGGCUUUCAGACAUCCUACUAUUAUGAUCUUACUCGGUUGUGCAGCACUUUCCCUUGCCAUUGACAUUAAGGAUCAUGGUGGCGCCUUCAAACAACGCUGGUACGAAGGCGGAGGCAUUUCCCUUGCCGUCUUUGCGCUGAUUGCCUCCUCUGCUACCGUAAACUACUGGCAGAACAGACAAUUGGACAACAUUUUUCGAAUCAGCAAUGAUAUCCGGAUUAAUGUCAUUAGGCGCGGCCAGCGACAACAGAUCUCUAUUUAUGAUGUAGUUGUAGGAGACAUUGUUUACCUGAAGAUGGGGGAUAAAAUUCCAGCGGAUGGAUUGUUCCUCGACGGAUAUUCUCUGCAAGUAGAUAAAUCAAGCAUGUUCGAAGACAGAAACCAUAUUGAGGUGAAUUUGAGGCGAAACCCCUUCUUAGUUUCCAGUGCCAAGGUUAUCAACGGGUUUGCCCGAAUGCUCGUUACUUCAGUCGGAACGAACACCACCUGCGGCCAAAUGAUGAAUUUAAUCAACCGUGACGAGAAAGAGAAGUCCCCACUUCAAAAGCGGGUCAAAAAGCUAGCAUUGUCAAUACGAACGGUUACUGACCUGGUUCUUGUGGUGCUGUUGGUAAAUGACUACUUCACCAGCAAUGCAAGCAACGGAAAAAGAAACAAAGCCAAUGAUCCACUAAAUGCUAAUCCACUGAAUACUAUUAAAGGCAUGGUGGCUGCUACCGCUAUUAUCAUCAGCACUGCUUCUCCAGAAGGCCUGUUGUUUGUAGUUAAACUGACUCUAACAUAUGCAAUGAAGAGAAUGAUGGUGGAUAAAUUGAUGGUCCGAACACCCUCCGCGUGCGAGACAAUGCGCUCCAUCACCACCAUUUGCACCAACAAAACGGGGACUCUCACGCUUAACCAGAUGAAGGUGAAGAACUUUUGGCUCGGCCAGAAACCCAUGGAUAAGGUUGCUUCCUCUUCUUCAAUUUCUCCCCAUGUUGUUGACUUGAUCCUUCAAGGAGUUGCUCUGAACACAAUGGAAGGUGCUUAUAAAGGUUCUAGUAGAUUAAUGGGCUCAGAAUUCUUUGGUAAUUCAAUGGAAAAGGCACUGCUUUCUUGGGCUGCCUUGGAACUGAAGAUGGAUUUGGAGAAAAUGAAGCAGAAUUAUUCAAUCCUUUUUGUUGAAACGUUCAAUUCUCGAAAGAAACGGAGUGGAGUUCUGAUCAAGAAUAAAGAUGCCAACACAGACGUGCUUCAUAUUCACUGGAAAGGGGCAGCAGAGAUGAUUCUAGCAAUGUGCUCCAGUUACUAUGAUACUUCAGGAAAUACCAAAGAUAUGAAUGAAAAAGAAAGAAUGAAAUUUGAGCUAAUUAUUAAUGAAAUGGCAGCCAGCGGUCUCUGCUGUGUUGCUUUUGCCUACACACGAGUUUCAAAAGAAGACGGGGAAGAUCUAAAAGAGAAGAAAAAGCUUAAGGAAGAAAAUUUGACACUGUUAGGACUUGCGGGUGUUGAGGACCCAUGCCGGCCAGAGGUGAAGGAAGCCGUGGAACUCUGCCACUGUGCCGGUGUGAAGAUCAAGAUGAUCACAGGUGACAAUGCAUGCACUGCAAGAGCCAUAGCCAUUGAAUGUGGUAUUCUCCAAUCUGGUGAUGAAGACAAGGAAGGUGCCAUCGUGGAAGGUGAGGUAUUUAGGAAUUAUACGCUGCUAGAGAUGAUGGAGAAAGUUGACAAUAUCUGCGUGUUGGCACGAUCAUCUCCUUCCGACAGACUUCUCAUGGUGCAGUGCCUAAAAUUGAAAGGACAAGUAGUUGCAGUCAGUGGCAUAAACGAUUCUCGGGUGCUUAAAGAGGCCCACGUUGGACUCUCUCUGGGGAUUCAAGGGACGGAAGUUGCCAAGGAAAGCUCUGACAUUGUCAUCUUGGAUGAUAAUUUCGCAACCGUUGCUAUGGCUUUGACGUGGGGAAGAUGCAUCUACGGUAACAUCCAGAAAUUCAUUCAGUUCCAGCUUACCAUAACCGUUUCUACUCUAGUUAUCAACCUUUUGGCAACUAUUUCUACUGGCGCAGAUUAUUUAACGGCAGCUCAAACGUUGCGAGUGAACAUGAUCACAGGGAUGUUGGGUGCUCUGGCUUUGGCUACAGAACACCCCGCCAGUGACUUGAUGGAGAAGCCACCUGUUGGCCUGAUGGAGGGUCUCAUUACCAACAUCAUGUGGAGGAAUCUCCUAGCUCAAGCUCUUUACCAGAUUGGGGUCCUCCUGGUGCUCCAAGGCAGAGGAGCAUCAAUCUUCGGUCCAACAAAGGCUAUACAUAACAUCUUGAUCUUUAAUACUUUCAAUCUCUGUCAAAUUUUCAAUAUAUUCAAUGUGAGGAAGCUUGAGAAAAAGAAUGUUUUCAAGGAUGUUCAUAAGAGCUGGAAGUUUCUUGUGAUUGUUGGGAUUAUGAUUCUUCUCCAAGUGCUAAUGGUGGAGUUUCUGAGGCAGUUUGCCAAUACAGAGAAGUCGAAUUGGAAGGUGCUUGCCCAUACAGAGAAAUUAAAUUGGGUCAACUGGGGUACUUGUGUGGCCAUUGCUGCAGUCUCUUGGCCCAUUGGCAUGAUCGUCAAGUGCAUACCGAUACCACAACUCCGAUCAUUAUAAGCUAAUCUCAAGCUUACUUCCAAACAAAAAGGAAAAAAAGCUAAUCUCAAGUGGACCACCAUGUAGGACCUCGAGUUUCUGAACACAAUUCUGUAACCAUGUCUUGGUGUGAGAGGAGCAACAGGUUACAUAGACAACAAUUUGGAUUUGUGUCUUUAAUUGUUAGAGAAAUUCUUUUUGAUGUUAGGCAUAAGAUUUUAGGAUUUGUUAGUUUAAAAUCUUCCUCACUGUCCAUGUGCAUUGCUGUGCAAUAGUUGCUUGUACAAAACACACUAGUAUAGCUGUAGGAUGAAGAGUUUUCUUGGUUAUAGUCUUCCCAAUGAUUGUAGCAACUUAAGGUGCUCUAUGUACAAACAGCAGUUUCCAAGAUAAAUAAAGCUUUACAUUUUAU
Rubroshorea leprosula is the source of this 3449-nucleotide messenger RNA. NCBI's taxonomy places the organism in Eukaryota, Viridiplantae, Streptophyta, Magnoliopsida, Malvales, Dipterocarpaceae. The record is from the annotation of a GenBank genome assembly.